AUGAUGGUUGUAUUGAAACUCUCUCACAUAAUAUUUACAUUAUUUUUAUACCGCGUAAAAUUUGCUUCUUCCGAAAUAUUAUAUUUGGAUAAUUUAGAUAAUCCUAAUUUUUAUACAAUAAAAAUUGUUGAAGACAGAUUAACUAAGAUUAUGAUAUUAUCUACACCAGAAGAUAAGAUAACUGAAAUACGUUCUAAAAGGAAACUAAUUUGGGGAAGCGAUCGAGGUGAAUAUGUUAAAUGUUUUACUAGAUUUUCAUUUGAAUCGUCCGAUAAGACAUUAAUUACCAUUGAAAUUGGAAAUGCCGUAGAUGAAGCUAUGAAAUUUAUUUACGUGAGCGGGAACUUCUAUAAAUAUAUCAACAAGAGUGAGUUUGAGGAUUAUUACAAAAGUUUUUGUUCAGUAUUUAUUAAAAUUCCACCAGGUAAGCUUCCAAUUCCGAGACUGAAAAAAAAUGUAAAAACAGAAAAAGUUGAUAAACGUAAACUAAAACGAGAUAGACAAAGAAAAGAUAAACCACAAAGUGAACAACAUGAUAAAAAUGUUGAUAUAGUUUCACAAUCAUUAGCUGAGGAAGGAAUUGAUCUAGAAAAGAAAAUCGUUGGCAGAGAAGAACCUACUCAACAAACAGAAAAACAACAAGAACCUACAGAGUUAGAACCAGAAACUAUUCCAGUGGAACUUGAAUCAGAUGAUGAAGAAAUUGAUGAAUCUAAUGUAUCAAAACCUAAAGAAUCAGAUGGAAUAUUAACUCAGAAUAGAUACACACAAACAGAUAUUCAAGAAAUAGAAGAUAUUGGAAUUCAAACAGAAAUUCAUGAAUUAGAAAAUAUUGUAACACAAACAGAUAUUCAAACUAAAGAAAGCUCGAUUCAAACAGACAUUCAAGAAGUAGAAGAUAUAGAUACACAAACAGACAUUCAAGAAUUAGAAAAUAUUGGUAUUCAAACAAUUGGGAAUUUUUCUGAUAUAACAGAAGUAACCAAGAAACAUGAACAACCAGAAGUACCUAAACGUAGACCAGGUAGACCAAGAAAACAGAAACCUGAACCUGAACAACCUAAACGUAAACGGGGUAGGCCUAGAAAACAGAAAUAUGAAACUAAAAAAACUUGGUUACUUAGACCAAGAAACAUGAAAACUGAAACUAAAAAAACUUGGUUACUUAGACCAAGAAAACAGAAACCUGAACCUGAACAACCUAAACGUAAACGGGGUAGGCCUAGAAAACAGAAAUAUGAAACUAAAAAAACUUGGUUACUUAGACCAAGAAACAUGAAAACUGAAACUAAAAAAACUUGGUUACUUAGACCAAGAAAACAUAAACCUGAACCUGAACAACCUAAACGUAAACGAGGUAGACCAAGAAAACAAAAACCUGAACCUGAAUCAGAUCACUCUGAAGAAUCCACUCAACCUCAUCCUCAAGAACAAGAAACUGAAGAUUCAAUAAAGGCAUUAGGACCUUCACCUGAAAAAAGACCUUUUUCAUUUGAUAUUUAUUGUGAAGAUCGAGAUGCUGAAGAUGAAUUAAGGAGAAGAGCGAAGCGUUUUAGGAGUGAACCUCUAGAAUCACAUGAACAAGAGGAUACAACUGAUGCAGGAGUGAGUUCAGGUGCAGGGGCUCCACCACCACCCGGAGAUGGUUCUGAACCAUCGGAUGGACCAGGAGAUUGUCCUCCUCCAGAGCAGGAUCAGGACGAUACAGUUUUAGUGCAACUGAAUAAAGAAAGAAUAUUAUACCUAGAGGACCCAGGAAGUAAUAAAGGUGUAAAUUAUGAGCAUGAAAUCAAUGAUGGAAUACCAACUUUAAUUAUAAGGGCUAAGCCUCAUAAAACUAUCACACAUAUUUUUGAAAAUGGUUUAAUAAUUUGUGAAGCUGAGAAGGGAAGCAAACUUUUAAGUUUAUCAGCCUUUUCUUACUAUAAUGAAUUCAUUCUUGUUGAAAUCAUAUUUAAAACUCCAAUGGCUAGCUAUAAUAGGUAUUUCAGAAAACAUGGAGGAGAUUGGAAAGAAGUUAAUAUUAAGGACUUUGAAGUUUAUUAUCAGGAUCUUAGAGGUAAUGUUAUAAUGAUUGAGGAAAUGAUGGUUGAUAUAAGCUUACCGAUCGAUCCUUCAAAAAUCUUCUCCAAAACUAGCGAAAAAAAUGGUAUAAUAACGACAAUUCUCAUGCCUCUCCCUGGAUUUUUUAUAAAACAAGUUACUAAUGGCGCAAAUAUUGUUUGGAGUUCAAAUUUUAGACGUUGUCUUGCCAUCACUAUGACGUCUAGAAAUGGUGAUAUGCCCAGACUAUUAAUGCUUGAAAUUUCGGGUCCAAAUGACGGUGUUACUGAGGAAUUGCACUUCCAUAGAAUUGGCGAUAAAUUUUCAUUAAUUAGCUCAAAAUUGUACGACAAUGUUGUAUACGAAGAGUCUCCCGAUUAUGAUUUUGAAUCUACAACAAAAUCACCACAACUAAUAGAAACAGAUCAUUCAUCCAUUUUUAUCUCAUCAAAAGAUUCAAUUUCAAGCGAAUCAACCAAUGAACAAACUCCUAUUGAGAAAUUCACAUUACAACCAGAAACUAUUCAUCUUGAAAUUUCAUCAGAUGAAGAGGAACCAAUUGAUCUAAGUAUUAAACACAAAUCUAAAGCUCCAGAAUCAGUUGCAGAACCGACUGAACCAGAAACUAUUACACUGGAUUUGUUAUCAAGUCAUGAUGAAGAACAUGAAGAUAUUGAUCUUUCAGAUAUUGAACUCCAAAUUUCAUCAGAUGAUGAAUCACAUGAAGACCAUACACAUCAGGAUUUAAUUAUUCUUGGAUCAGAACCAUCUGAGGAAUCACAUACAGAAGAUAAUAAUUCAUCGACUAUUGUUAGAACGGAAUCUACCAAACCACAACCUGAUAUAUCAACCGAAGAUACUCACACUCAAACUGACACAGAUAUAGAUAAAAAAACUCGUUCAUCUCUUCCACUUAAGAAAAGACCAUAUAAACAAGAUUAA
This is a messenger RNA of Theileria annulata, 2985 nucleotides long. Its product is annotated as Tashat3 protein. Gene Ontology annotation, molecular function: DNA binding. Gene Ontology annotation, biological process: regulation of DNA-templated transcription. Bases 1 to 2985 code for a protein of 994 amino acids. The transcript has a single exon. Lineage: Eukaryota; Apicomplexa; Aconoidasida; Piroplasmida; Theileriidae. Gene Ontology annotation, cellular component: chromatin; nucleus. The record is from RefSeq and is a predicted model, not a curated record.